AUGGCACCGGUACGUUUCAGCUUCGAGCAGCUCCCCAGCUUCCAGCAACUCCUCAGCUUCGAGCAGCUCCUCGGCUACCUCAUCCUGUGGAUCGGUAUCAUCUCAUGGCUCCGAUGGCUAACACAGGAACAAAAGAUCAAGGAGAUUCUGUUCGACUGCGACAAUACUCUUGUCCUGAGUGAGCACCUUGCGUUCGAGGCAUGUGCCGAACUCGCCAACGAGAUCUUGGAAAAGCAUGGAAAAUCAGACCGCUACACCGGCCCUCAGCUCCUCAAGGAGUUUGUUGGCCAGAACUUCAGAGGCAUGAUGGUCUCCCUGCAGAAGAAGUACGGCUUUGAAAUCCCAGAGGACGAGUUCAACGCAUACGUCGACCGCGAGCUCGGCAAGGUUGUCGAGACACUGGAGAAGAAGGCCGAACCCUGCGCUGGUGCCACUGAGGUUCUCGAGAAGCUAUACAAGAGCAAGAAGUAUGGUCUUGCAGUCGUUUCGUCGUCAGCUCUCUCCAGAGUCCAGGCUUCCAUCCGCAAGGUCGGCCAGGACAAAUUCUUCCCCGCCGAGCACGUCUACAGUGCUGCCACUUCUCUUGAGAAGCCAACCUCGAAGCCGGACCCUGCCAUCUACCUUCAUGCAUGCAAGGAAAUCGGUGUCGAACCGAGCCAGUGUGUAGCCAUCGAGGACAGCAAGUCCGGAGCCACCGCUGCCAAGAAUGCGAAGAUUCCUCUCAUUGGCUACGUCGGCGCCUACGACGAGAAAGAAGAAAUCGACAGAAUGGCCAAGAUGUUGACUGAGGAGUGCGGAGCCAUUACUAUCAUGUACCACUGGAACGAGUUCUUCGACUGCCUGGAGAAGGUCGAGCAGGCUCUGGCAUGA
Molecule: messenger RNA, 870 nt
Organism: Aureobasidium vineae
Lineage: Eukaryota; Fungi; Ascomycota; Dothideomycetes; Dothideales; Saccotheciaceae
Source: the annotation of a GenBank genome assembly